AUGCUACGCGCUGCAGUAACAGUAGAGAAUUUGGAAGGCUCCGAUUUCCCGUCUAGUGUCAAGCACAGAGUCUUAAAUCGCUUGGAGAAGGGCUAUACCAUGGCUCGUUAUCGAGUCAAAACGGGAGAAUUUACCGCCUACUUUACAAUAGGAGCAUUCAUCUCAGUUGCAAAUGUCCCUAUAGAAGACGUUUGGGAUCGGCUUUCGAAUUCAGGCAGUGAUCUUCAGGCCCUCGACAAACAGCUAGGCAACGUGGAUAUUACUUACUCGGCUUCUUGGCAGCUUGGAAGAACCAUGGCAAUUGCUGAUCAAUCCUUUGUCACUAGUCUCGGACUUGUGCGCAAGAACAUCUAUGACCUCGGGAUGUAUUACUACCAAUUGGAACUGCUGUCCGAGCGCUCUCGCUAG
Messenger RNA from Talaromyces proteolyticus, 408 nucleotides. RefSeq lists its product as uncharacterized. NCBI's taxonomy places the organism in Eukaryota, Fungi, Ascomycota, Eurotiomycetes, Eurotiales, Trichocomaceae. The transcript has a single exon. The record is from RefSeq and is a predicted model, not a curated record. Bases 1 to 408 code for a protein of 135 amino acids.